Messenger RNA from Monodelphis domestica (gray short-tailed opossum), 3257 nucleotides. RefSeq names its product acyl-CoA synthetase bubblegum family member 1 (gene ACSBG1). NCBI's taxonomy places the organism in Eukaryota, Metazoa, Chordata, Mammalia, Didelphimorphia, Didelphidae. Gene Ontology annotation, cellular component: membrane; endoplasmic reticulum. The record is from RefSeq and is a predicted model, not a curated record. Gene Ontology annotation, molecular function: long-chain fatty acid-CoA ligase activity.
UUGUGAAGUCCAUGCCACCAGUCACUUCAACCUCAGUGUCAUGAGUCCUCAGUUGCUCUUGGCCCACCCAGACCUCUGGGGAAAGCUAAGAGGGAGCAGAAAGCCCCUGGCCCCCAAGUUCCAGAAUCCCAGGCGCUGAUUGGCUGGGGAUCCUGGGAUCAAUUUGCAUCAAAAAGCCCCCAGCUCUCAUUGAAAUUCUCCUCAUGGUUCAUUGAACCAAACGGAGCAGGAAAGGAGAGCCCGAGCAUUGGACAACCUGCAAUUCCCAGACUCUGGGAGCCUGCCUCGGAGCAGGGAGGGGGGAGAGGACUUGGCUGUGCUGGCACUUUUGUCUCCUCCUCCGGCCCUACGUCCUCCAGUUACUGUGGCUGCCUGGGAGUGUGCGGUCAGUCUCGGGAUCCGCUAGUCAGGGUAGUCCAGUCAGCUCCGCAGGACCCUUCAGCAUGCCUGACAGUGAAGAGAGCCUCAAGAAGAAAGCCCUGGAUGGAAGUUUAGGGAAGACUCCGGAAGCCUUCGAAACCAGGUUUUUGAACAGACUUCCUCCAGGAGGGACUAUACAGGCUCGAAAGCUCAGUUUGAAUCUACCGCGUCUGAAAAACUUAAGACAGAAUGUUCAGAGAAGCAUCCUACCUGACCAUCAGCACCUCUCCAAAGAGUCCCUCAACAAUGCCUUGGAUAACCUGUACCUUGAGAGCACAUUGGAAAAAGAAGAGGCCUCUGCAGAGUCCCUGUGGACGACAUCAGCGGAUGGGUUGGUCAAGAUCCGGAUGGACCACAGUUGCUCCCAGACCCCAAAGACUGUGCACCAAGUGUUCCUGGAGUGUUUGGAGAAGUAUGGAAAUAUGAUCGCCCUGAGCAGCAAGCGGGAUGGGAAAUGGGAGAGGAUCACCUACUCUCAGUACUAUCUUCUUGCCCGAAAAGCUGCCAAAGGGUUUUUGAAGCUUGGCCUGGAGCAUGUUCACAGUGUAGCUAUCCUUGGAUACAACUCCCCAGAGUGGUUUAUCUCAGCUGUGGGCACAGUCUUUGCUGGGGGCAUCCUUACAGGAAUCUAUACAACCAGCUCCCCUGAGGCUUGCCAAUACAUUGCCCAUGAUUGCAAGGCCAACAUCAUCCUGGUGGAUACCCAGAAACAGCUGGAAAAGAUACUGAAGAUCUGGAAGAAUUUGCCAUAUUUGAAGGCUGUCGUGAUGUUCCAAGAGACCCCAGCAGAGAAAAUUCCUAACGUAUACACGAUGGAAGAGUUCCUGGAGAUAGGGAAUGAGAUCCCAGAGGCCACCCUGGAUGGCAUCAUCAACUCCCAAAAACCCAACCAGUGCUGCGUGCUAGUCUACACAUCUGGUACCACUGGCAACCCCAAAGGCGUGAUGCUGAGUCAGGACAAUAUCACUUGGACGGCCAAGUUUGGCAGCCAAGCAGGGGACAUCCAGCCAGCCGAGAUUCAGCAGGAGGUUGUGGUUAGCUACCUGCCCCUCAGCCACAUCGCUGCUCAGAUGUAUGACCUUUGGACAGGAAUCCAAUGGGGGGCCAACAUCUGCUUUGCUGAGCCUGAUGCCCUGAAGACAAGCUUGGUGACCACCCUGAAGGAGGUGGAGCCCACUGCCCACAUGGGAGUGCCCAGAGUGUGGGAGAAGAUCAUGGAGGGGAUCAAGGGGGCAUCAGCUCAGGCUGGAUUCUUCAAGAGGAAGAUGUUCUUGUGGGCUAUGGCUGUAACCAUGGAGCGAAACCUCAGCUGCCCAAGCAGUGACCUGAAACCUUUCACCAUGAGACUGGCUGAUUAUUUGGUUCUGGCCAAGAUCCGCAAGGCUUUGGGGUUUGCCAACUGCCUGAAGAAUUUCUAUGGUGCUGCCCCGAUGACCACAGAGACCCUGCACUUCUUCCUGGGCCUCAAUAUCCGCUUGUAUGCGGGCUAUGGGCUGAGCGAGUCCUCCGGCCCACACUUCAUGUCCAAUUCCUUCAACUACAGGCUCUACAGCUCUGGAAAGGUGCUGCCAGGCUGUAAGGCAAAGCUGGUGAAUGUUGAUGCUGAAGGCAAUGGGGAGAUCUGCCUGUGGGGCCGAACCGUCUUCAUGGGCUACCUUAACAUGGAGGAGAAGACGAGAGAAGCCAUUGAUGAGGAUGGCUGGCUACACACAGGAGACAUGGGGAAGCUAGACAAUGAUGGCUUUCUCUAUAUCACUGGGAGGCUUAAAGAAUUAAUCAUAACAGCUGGAGGGGAGAAUGUGCCUCCCUUCCCCAUUGAGGAGGCUGUGAAGACAGAGCUCCCUAUCAUUAGCAAUGCUAUGCUGAUUGGAGACCAGAGGAAAUUUCUGUCCAUGUUGCUGACCUUGAAGUGCACUCUAGAUCCAGAAACCUCAGAUCCAACAGAUUAUCUCACGGACCAAGCCUUGGAGUUCUGCCAGAAGGUUGGCAGCAAAGCCACGAAAGUGUCGGAGAUAGUGGGCAGGAAGGACGAAGCCAUUUACCAGGCCAUCGAAGAAGGCAUCCAGAGAGUCAAUGAGAAAGCUGCUGCCCAGCCUUACCGUGUCCAGAAGUGGACCCUCCUGGAAAGGGACUUUUCCAUUUCUGGGGGAGAAUUUGGUCCUACAAUGAAACUGAAGCGCUUAGCAGUUCUUGAGAAGUACAAAGAAGAAAUUGAAUCAUUUUACAAAGAACCAAACAACUAAUCAGGGGCUCCUUUUCUAGUCUCUACUGAACAGAUGCCUUGGGCCUUUCUCCCCUGGGAAUCAGGUUAUCUUAAAACUGGGGCACAAAAAGAUUUCCCAACAAAUCUGUUCAGCCUCCCAGGGCGAUGGAGUCUUGGGCUAGCCACAGCUGUCAGACCAUAAUGCAACUCUGCAGCUGAAUACCACAAAGUGGCCAGCUUCACUUGUAGAUAAUUAGUUUGAAUUCUGUACAAUUAUAUUUGUUACACAUAACAAAUGCAGCCACCUUAACCCCUCCUCCUCCAUGACGAUCUUCAGGCUUCUUGGCUCUAAUUUUAGAUUUGAUGGGCUGCAAAUCAGCAUAGCAGAGAAAGGGAAGGCAGGUCUCCUAACCUGUCAUGGAAGUGACUUAGGACUAACGCAUGGUAGGCAGUGAGAGAUUUGCUUACCUGCCAAGGAUAACAGCUUGAUGUCUGUACUUGAUCUGAAUGUGCCAGCCAUCCAGGCCUGACAUUACCUGUUAUGGUACACACCUAUGACCCAGCAUUUAAUGAAGCUGCUGACAUUUCCCUCCUAAUGGUCAUAAUUCAAUAAAUGUACAAUUUGAACACUAAA